UAUUGGCAUGUGUUACUGCUAUGGCACUGGUUAUAAAAUAGUUCCAUUUUAUAGUUAUUAUUCUUAUAUUACAAUUAAAUAAUUGAGAAAGUUAAUAGAUAUACAAUAUUAAUCUUGAAGUGUCGACAUGUCGCAAUAUCCGCUAAAUGAAUUGAAGCGACGGCUACAAGAUGACACACCAUUGCCGAAAAGAUUGAAAUUGGCAAGAAAUGUUGUACAAACCCAGUAUUUUCCAACAGCUCCAAAAGAAAGAGUUAUAGCCGAUUGGCUUGACGAUUUAAUCAAAACUAAUAAACUCAAAAGCAAGGACUUAUGUGAAGUUUUGAACUGGCUGAAUAAUGUGGAUGAUUUCACAAGUGAAUUUAAAAGUAAACUUAUAAAGGUGGUGUCACAAUACCUUCACAGGAACGUAUUAGAAAAUAAUGACAUAGAAAAUAUCAUAGCGUUCAUGGAUAACAGCAAAAUGUCACCGCAACUAAUUCUACAGAUUGAAGAUUUCCUGUUCAUUGUUACAACUUUACUACAAAACCUACAUAACGAAGAAAAUUAUACUCUCGUUGAUAAAAUACUAAAUAAUAUUGUGAGAUAUUAUAAGGAUUCCAAAAAGAAGUUGCAAUUCAUCAUCAAGUUCCUGGAAGGUGAACAUUUAGAGACCAUUUUUUGUUUCCUUCACACCAAAUCUCACUCUGCGGCAAUAAGUUUAUGCCAGAAUGUAUUGUUUCCAUUGAGUAAAAAGCAGAUUUUCUCAAGUUUCCUAACAAAUUUGAUCAGAAAGGAGACCAUUGACGACUUAAUAGCCGAAAAAGGUGAUAAUAUACAGAUUGUAUUGAAAAUUAUGAGUUCAUUUUUCACAUUCCCAAAAGGAAGGACGGAGAAAGAUCCAAAAUUCUUAUCUGACUUCAUUUAUGUUUUUACAAGUUGCUUUAGAAGCGAGAGUCAAAUAUGCUUCACAUUCUACAUCAUGGCUACGAACGCGUUCAACAUGGCUCAGAAUUAUAUGGUGCCAGCGAUGCGUAUGCCGCCGAUCACUUUUGAUAACGACGAGAAAGUAAAAAGGGGUUUAUUCCUGAAAAUGCUUGAAGCUCUCCAUUCGCAGGAGAUCAGUUUAUCUGUGCGUUUCACUGAUACACUCGGUGAGAGAAUGACUCACAUCGACAUAAAGAAGACAUUCGCGGCGUUCGUACAAGCGGUUAUGUUAGGACAAAUAAAAUUGGAAGGUAAACUCGAUAAAGUCACCUUGCAGAUAUUAGAGGUGGCUUUAAAACUCGAUCCAUCCAUAGUAGAACAGAAAAUCGAAUUAAUACUGCCAUACAUAAUGACAUCCAAGAAAAAGAAAUCUGACAUCUCGGAACAAUACACGUCUAUGAUGAAUUAUUUCAUAGAAACUUUAUUCAAACUCAGCCGGGGCGCGGAAUUCGUUAACAAAAUCAUACCACACAUAAAACUUAGCUUAGAAGCCACUAAUGUUGAGCAAUUUGAGUUGAAACAGAAAUUAAAAGAAGCUUUGAAUAACGGUGACAGUAGUGACAAAAUUGAGGCGGCCAUUUUGACGGGAAAUGACAUUUUGCCGCCGGAUUGUAUAGAACUGUAUGGCAAGCUGAGUUCUGAAUUAAUGUUUCGACAAAAUAAAGUUUUGUUGGUGUCAUUACAAAAAGACUUCGAGGAGAACUGCCUUAUGAUGCUUGAAGAGGGUUUCGUUAGCCCCUCUAUAAUAACACUAUCAGAAGUACUGUCCGCCAUCUUGUCAAGCUUCUUUAGGCACAACAAAAUGGCCGACCAUACCGUUCCGCUUCCUGUCGCUGAGGAGUUCUGGUCGACUUUCCAAGAAUUUGAAAAACAAUGCUUGAAUAAGUUUGGUGAAUGUGUGUUGAAGUUGAACUAUAAUCCACCAUUAGUUAUGGCCUUUCUACAAUUAUGCCUAAACUUCUCCCAAUUAAAACUACUAAAUUUAAAAUACGGCAACACUAAGUUGAAUUUAACUGGUAACUUUUUAAUACCAUUCUUGAAGACACAGAAGUGGUUAGACUUUAUACCUAGGAUUCAAGAAGCGGAGAAUAUUUUAGUAUGGGAUCACUUGCAACUUAUACAAACAAUGGCUAUGGAGAUAUUGAAUACAAACUCAGAGCAAAUCUCAGAAACAAAAACAAAUAUAUUGAAAAAUAUAUCAAGCUACCCUCAAGUUGUGACAAACGACAAUUACUUCACUAACACAUUAUACAGAAAUCUGAAUAAGAGACAAACUAAGUUACUAACGAAGGCUAUAUUAAAAAAUUACUCCACAAAUAAUAAUAUAGAGAUAUUCAAAACGCAUGCAAGUAACAAUAGAGAAUUAUUGCAGAGUAUUCUUUUGAAGGUUUCAAAAAACAUAACAGAUUGUAUAGGAAAUGUUGAAGUUUUGUCCGAAGCGCUGAACAAAACUAACUUUGAAGUUAACUCGUUUGUUAAAUGGGUAAAUGUUAGAGAUCUGUUUAAAAACGGCAACAUUAUAAAUGAAGAUGAAAUUUCAAAUAAUAUAGACAUAUUGAGGCUGUUACAGAUAUAUAAUCUGAAAGAAAAUUACCAACUGACAGCCAUCUUGGUUUUGUUGCUAGCCAAACAUUAUUGCCAGCAUAAAAAACUUAAAAGAAACAUAGAUAGUAUAUUACACAGUAUAUACGAGUUGAGUCCGAAGUACCCAGAUGUUUAUAAAAUAUUCCAGCCGGAUGCUAUUUUCGAUUUCAAUAACAACAUAAUUCUUGAACUAUUGAGAUUGAAUAUCAAAACUACGAAGGACACGCUGAUCAUGAAGAACGUAAUUGAAAUAGCCGUGAAAAAGGUCAAAACCGAUCCUGAUGUGAUCAAAAAUAUAGUAGAGAUACUAUUAAGAAAUCACAAAACCAGCGAAAUAAAUAAUUUAGUCAAUUUCGAUAAUCCCGUGUUCGAAAUAAUUUGUUUGGCUCUACCGGUUAUAGCUAGAGAGAAGAAAAAUAUAACUACAAGCGCCUACAGAUCGAUAUUGGCUGAUUUGCAGGAAAAAUUAAAUACGGCCAUGUUGGAUUCGUUUAGAAAUUUAAAUUUUAAUGAAAAUGUUGAAAAUGAAAAUAGUCACAACUCUAUGUUAGCGUACUCUCUAACAUUAUUAAAGUUCUGUGAAAGCAGUGACAUCAAUGAGAAGGAUGUGGAUUGUAUGUUGAGUGGAUUGGAGUACUAUAUUGAUAUAGCGAUUAAUUCACUACAAGAACCAUCGUCAAUAACCGAACACAUUGAGACAUCAAUCAACCUUAUAAACGUUACUCUGAGAUAUCUCAAAAGACUGACACUAUUGAUGAAAACCUCAAAUAAGACGAACCUUCUUGCUGAUACAGAUAAAUUCUACCAUAGUCUAUGGGUUGCGAUAACAUGUAGAUUGUCUAUGGUUUUUGACAAGCGGCAAAAGAGAAGAAUAAGUAAUAACUGUAUCGAUGAAAUAGCUGUCAUGUUAAAAUUUCUAGCUGAAUUGUCAUCGGUUGAAUGCUUUUGCAACCAUUUUGUUGGAGAUUUAUCUAAGUUAGCAUUACUUAAGAAUCCAUCAUUUAUACUAAAGAAUGAUGAGAUCACGAACAGUCAGAUCACAGCCAGGAGAGUAUACAAAUAUCUGUGGCAGAACUGUCUCAAAGCAAACAUCAUAGAGGCUAAAUGUGUUGCAAUGACAAAAAUUAUAUUUAGAUCGACGAAAAAUAUAAAACAUUGGAUAUGGCAACACUAUGAUAAUAUUGUACAGAAUGGUCCACAUGAAGUUGUAGUCGAUGAUAGCAUAUGUGAAUUGUUGAGGAAUGAUCUUGAUACACUCUGUGAUGUUAUUAUGGCCGCCAAAAAGAUAAACCUCGACUACAAAUUCCUGGAUUCCAUAUUUGAGUUAGCGCAUCUCUACCAAUACCUGCUGGGAUCAAACACCAUCAACACCAAGUGUGUGAUAUCAUGGAAUUCAUUUAUCACACUGUUUGAGGGAUGCACCAUACUUUUGAACAACCUGCUAUUGUCUAGAGAGGAAAUGUUAGAGGAUAGAUGGCCAUGUUACAUGCAGUGUUAUAAAACAUUAAUACUGUGUCUCUGUGAGAGAGCCAAAACCGAGGACGAUACGGACAUAUCCAUAGAACUUAAGCUAGCUGAAAUGGCUCAUAGCAUCGAGAAAUUGACCCAAUGUAUUUGCAAGCGAAAAACUCACGUUUCUAGAAUAUCGGCGUACGCGGUAGCUGACAUUUGCAGUUGGAUGGAGAGUAAUUUCCCGCCAAAAGUUAUGCGCCAACGAUUAGAAAAUACAGUUGCCAUGUUAAUACAAGUCUCUGAUUCAACUUAUGCUAUGUCAUUCUUAAAACGUGCUCUAGCCGGUUCCGUAGGACAAAUGACUAUGACAAAUAUAUACACAUUGUAUAAAAGAUAUCAUAAAUACGUUGGUAAUGCCUGAAAUAAAGAUUUUUAACAUG
Messenger RNA from Danaus plexippus (monarch butterfly), 4442 nucleotides. RefSeq lists its product as uncharacterized. The record is from RefSeq and is a predicted model, not a curated record. The transcript is spliced from 11 exons. Lineage: Eukaryota; Metazoa; Arthropoda; Insecta; Lepidoptera; Nymphalidae. Bases 128 to 4423 code for a protein of 1431 amino acids.